GUCCACGCAACCGGAGAAGCAUUUCCCCAGCGCUCUUGGAAAUUCCAGAGGUUCUGUGAUUAUUGAUUGGAAGGAAACACACAUCUCACCAGUGAACAACUGGUUGCAGUGCAGGGGGACACCACUGACCGCACUUUUUACGAAUACUGCACGAAUCGGAGCGCAUUUGGCACUGACCCACGGCACCAAGUGGAUCUCUCUAACAAACGUUUCGACAUACCAGACGUUUUAUUUGAAAUUGCAACUGUUCCACGCUCUACUCUUUCAAUUUGGUUGGAUCGCAUAUUGACACGAUGUCUCAGUCUAAGGUGGAGUUCCCGUCGUUAGACUGCUGGGACACGAACCAGCUCUGCACCAACAGGUGACUGCCAGCGCUUUCACUCCAAAACUUUGAAUAUGCCAGCAGACCACAAUGGACAGGAUCUACAACAGCACAGAGCACAGCUUAUAUCUGACCAGCAGCUGGCCGGGGGUGAGCGUAUACCGCGAGACCGCGACCAUGCGCGGAGACCAGUGGCCCGAGCACAUCAACGAGUCCUCCCUCUACGCCAUCUCUAACCUGACGGACGGGAACGGGAGCCUGGGCCGGCCGGUGCAGUACGACCCCCUGGGAGGCCACACCGUCUGGCAGGUGGUCCUGAUCAGCUUCUUCUCCUGCCUCCUGUCGCUGGUGACCAUCGUGGGAAACAUCCUGGUGCUGGUGGCCUUCAAGGUCAACAAGCAGCUUAAGACUGUCAAUAACUACUUUCUGCUCAGCCUGGCGUUUGCCGACCUCAUCAUCGGGGUCAUCUCCAUGAACCUCUACACGGCUUACAUCAUCAUGGACCAGUGGGCCAUGGGAGCCUGGGCGUGCGACCUGUGGCUCGCCAUCGACUACGUGGCCAGCAAUGCGUCCGUCAUGAACCUGCUGGUCAUCAGCUUUGACCGCUACUUCUCCAUCACGCGACCGCUCACCUACCGGGCCAAGCGGACCACCAAGCGGGCCGGGGUCAUGAUAGGCCUGGCCUGGUCGGUGUCGUUUGUGCUGUGGGCCCCCGCCAUCCUCUUCUGGCAGUACUUUGUGGGGGAGCGGAAGGUGCCGCCCGAUAAGUGCUACAUUCAGUUCCUGACGGAGCCCACCAUCACCUUCUGCACGGCCAUCGCGGCCUUCUACCUGCCGGUGAGCAUCAUGAGCGUGCUGUACUGGCGCAUCUACAAGGAGACGCAGAACCGGGCGCGGGAGCUGGCGGGGCUGCAGGCCUCGGGCAGCGAGGGCGGGGAGGGGGGCAGCUCGCGCAGCUGCGGGAGCUGCGACCGGGGCGAGGGGCCGCGUUUCGGGAGCUCGGUGAGGAGGGCGGGCGCCGCCGUGGGCCGCUUCCCGUUCUGGCUGGCGGAGCGGGCCCGGCGGCCCGGCGGGGACGAGGUGGACCGCACCAGCUGCGACAGCUGGAACAACAACGACGCCGCCGCCUGCAUGGACCAGUCGGCCUCCUCUGACGAGGAGGAGAUCCCCGAGACGCGCGCCAUCUUCUCCAUCGUCCUCAACCUGCCCGGCAUCCGCCCGCCCGGCAUGCCUAUGGCCGUGCCCGUCGGGGUGCCCAUGGGCUCCCGCAUCGACGAGAUGGACGCGUCCGAGGAGGACCCCCUCCGGGGCGGGGAAGACGGGGUCAGGGGCGGGGUGCAGAACGACGGCUACCACCAGCGCUUCCCCCUGAAGGUCCCCACCACGCCCGCCGUCCAAGCCCCCGAGACGAUGGAGGUCUGCUCCCCCACGGGCAAGUCGGCCCCUAUGUCCUUCAGGGACGCGGCCAUGGCCCGGCGUUUCGCCGCCAGGACCCGCACGCAGAUCACCAAGCGCAAGCGCAUGUCGCUGGUCAAGGAGAAGAAGGCGGCCCAGACCCUCAGCGCCAUCCUCUUCGCCUUCAUCAUCACCUGGACGCCCUACAACAUCAUGGUGCUGGUCAACACCUUCUGCAACAACUGCAUCCCGCAGACGCUGUGGGCCCUGGGCUACUGGCUCUGCUACGUCAACAGCACGGUCAACCCCAUGUGCUACGCACUCUGCAACAAGACCUUCCGCACCACCUUCAAGAUGAUCCUGCUCUGCCGCUGGAACAGCAGGAAGAGGCGGAAGCAGCUGUUCCUCCAGCGCCACUCGGUGACUUUUCGACGGAGGAUACCGGGAGACUCCACGUAGCAGAGCUGCUGUUCAGCGCGCUUGUUUGGGUCCGGUGAAAAGCGGAGCUACGGUGGCCCGCGAUGUGAACGAUGAGUGAGUGGGGUGAACGUUUCCCCUCUCAGCAACGCCAUGUCUUGUGAGCGUUUGAUUGGAGUGACGUUUAUCAUUGUUUGUCUGUGGGGCGUUUGUCGACGAAAAAGGGCUUUACACUUACAAAGAAGAGCCACUGUUUCCUUGGGAUUUAGUUAUUCAGUCCAACUGCAAAGAGGGAUUGCCUUUUCUUUGGAUGGUGACUCAAGCCUUUACUGUCCUCAAAGGAAGUACCCAUUUUAAAUCGAUGUGAGAUACAUCUUUAAAAAAAAAAAUGGGAAGUGGUUUUAACUGCCCUACAGUGGACUAGUUUUAAAGGUAGAGAAUGCAAGCUGCACUGUUGUAGUUGCAGUAAGCAGU
Messenger RNA from Conger conger (European conger), 2608 nucleotides. Its product is annotated as muscarinic acetylcholine receptor M3-like. Lineage: Eukaryota; Metazoa; Chordata; Actinopteri; Anguilliformes; Congridae. The coding region runs from base 413 to 2176 and encodes 587 amino acids. The transcript is spliced from 3 exons. Gene Ontology annotation, cellular component: plasma membrane; synapse; dendrite. The record is from RefSeq and is a predicted model, not a curated record. Gene Ontology annotation, molecular function: G protein-coupled serotonin receptor activity; G protein-coupled acetylcholine receptor activity. Gene Ontology annotation, biological process: G protein-coupled receptor signaling pathway, coupled to cyclic nucleotide second messenger; saliva secretion; regulation of vascular associated smooth muscle contraction.